Messenger RNA from Bacillus rossius redtenbacheri, 2005 nucleotides. RefSeq lists its product as uncharacterized. Bases 578 to 1915 code for a protein of 445 amino acids. The record is from RefSeq and is a predicted model, not a curated record. Lineage: Eukaryota; Metazoa; Arthropoda; Insecta; Phasmatodea; Bacillidae. The transcript is spliced from 5 exons. Gene Ontology annotation, molecular function: nucleic acid binding.
CUUGAAGAAAUGUGACGUUACGCAGACGACCGCGUUUCUUCUCAACAUCGCAAAGUCAACUGUUCUCAAGUAAGUAGGCUUUUUUCGUUUUCAUGCACGUAAAAAAAAUAUCGACUGUGUCCUAAGUAUUGUCGGCCUGUGUUUUAACUCACGAGGUUUUUUGUGUUUUAUUUCCAAUUUAUAAUUUUUGGUGUGAGACAACACCGCCAUGUGGCGUCUCUGUUGAAAAGUUAACCUAAAAUCAUAUUAGGCCUACUCAGGUCCUAACAAUAACAAUAUAGGCACUUUCAAGUAUUUUUAUGGGUGUGAUACACGUUUGUUUAUAACGAUGUUUAUAAACUUUAUGAUAGGUUUAACUAUAACAUAAGGUAGUGAUUUUAUAAUUUGCAUUUAAUUAGUUUUUCAUCUGUUUGGGAGAUCACAAAAUAAAUAAAAAAACACUUCAUUAAUUUCGUGGACAAAGUCUGUCAUGUUUCCAUUUAGUGACCACAAAGCAAAUAUUUGUGACAAAAUUCCAUAUUUGGAACACUGCCUAACUGCGUAUUGUGAACGGGUCCCCGGAAAAGUGUUAUGACAAAUGUUUUUUUUUUUUUUGGUUAGGUACUACAAGAAAGACAUUGAAGAAGUUUCAACACCAGGAAAAAAGAGGAAAAAAAGGCCACAGGAAGGAAAGUCACUUGACACAGUCGACGAUUUCACAGUAAAUGCAAUCAGGAAUGCAAUUUACAGGAUGUACGCUGAAGGUUUGAAUGUUACAGUCGACACCAUUUUGAAAGAAAUCAGGGAAAGACAAAUAGAUUAUUAUGGUGGAAGAUCAAGUCUUCAUAAAUUGUUAAAGAAGAUGGGAUUUUCAUGGACAACUGUUGAUGGACGAAAAGCUUUGAUAGAGAAUGAAAACAUAGUAUUGCAGCGAAUAGAUUUCUUGAGAAAGUAUAAAGAAGAAAAAGAAAGAGGUGCCAAUUUCAUAUUUGUUGAUGAAACAUGGAUUUUCCAGAGAGGCAAGGCAUUAAUUUAUUUGAAAAUUUGUUCUGUGGUCCAAUACAAAGUAUUUCAUUUCCAUUUCAUAUAUUUUUCAGGAACUGUAUCAAAGUCAUGGCAGGACAAGAGUCUACAAUCUGCGAAGAGACGUACUGUUGGAGAUGGUAAAAGGUUUAUUGUUGUUAAUGCUGGAGGGCGCACUGGCUUUGUGCCAGGAGCAGGAUUACUUUUUGUUUCAGGUCAGAAGACUGCAGACUGCCAUGGCGAGAUGAAUGGGGAAACUUUCUUGAUGUGGUUUGAAGACAUGUUGGUGCAUCUUGAGGAACCCAGUGUCAUCAUAAUGGACAAUGCUUCAUAUCACAGCACCCAGGUUGAGAAAACACCUACAACGAACUGGACCAAGGAUGCACUGAUCGCGUGGCUGGAGAAGAAUGAGAUAAAACAUGAAAAUAAUUUGUUGAAAGUGGAGCUGCUGAGAAUAGCUAAACAAAACAAGCCCCGAAUACGAUAUGAGGUAGACGAGUUGGCUCGUAACUAUGGCCACGAAAUUCUACGACUCCCACCCUAUCACUGCCACUAUAAUGCAAUCGAACUAGUUUGGGCUCAAUGUAAACACCAUUACAAUAGUAACGUGGGGCGGGCCAAGAGAUUUGACAAUGAUGCAGUUGCAGCCAUAUGGAAAGAGGCUCUUGAUGCUUCCACACCAGAGAGAUGGGCGAGGUGUGUGGAUCACGUGGAGAAGCUAAUUCAAGCAGACUGGGAGAGAGAAGUCCACAUAGACAGCGGCACCAUUCCUCCACUCAUCAUCCACCUCGGCAAGGAUAGUUCAAGUGAAGACAGUGACAGCGAAGAAUUUGAGGUUACGACACAGCAAAUAGAUGGAGACAGUGAAGUACUGGCAGUUCCUCUUGAUGAUUUACCCGGGUGUUCUUAUUGAGGUCUGUAUGUAAUAAACACCUGGGCAACUGUAAGUAUUGGGGUUUGAAACAUUUUUUUUUCUUUUAUGCAUUCCCAUUAAGUAUGUUGA